Molecule: messenger RNA, 188 nt
Organism: Funneliformis mosseae
Lineage: Eukaryota; Fungi; Glomeromycota; Glomeromycetes; Glomerales; Glomeraceae
Source: the annotation of a GenBank genome assembly
AUGCUUCAAAGAAGACAAAACCAACGAAGACAACAACACUUUAUUAGAAUAAAUAGAGUAAUAAUAUAUCAAAGUAAUUCCCAAAGACGUGUUCAACCUAUUAAUAACCAAGAUAUGUUGAGUCGAAUUGCAAUCCUUCCUCAGCAAACUAUGGAUAACAACCCUAUGUUGGAGCAAUUUUUUAAUGG